AUUUUAUCCCUUUGGAAUUCAAUUUUGUUUUCCGUUUUUAUAUAAGAAAAUAAUAAAAAUGAGAAACCUCUCGAAUCGGCGACUCAUAGAAACUAGGAAAGAGCCAUCCAGUUGUUUCAAGCAAAAACCCUAGUUUUCUCUCUCUACCUUCCCAGCACACUCUCUCUCUAGCCCUGCUACUUCCCAGCGGUCGAGCAUCCACAUCGCCAACAAUGGCGGCCAUGCUGCAACCCCAGAUCAUACUGUUGAAGGAAGGGACGGAUACGUCGCAAGGGAAGCCUCAGCUUGUGAGCAAUAUAAAUGCGUGCACGGCAGUAGCGGAUGUGGUGCGGACCACUUUGGGUCCAAGAGGGAUGGACAAACUCAUCCACGAUGACAAAGGGAACGUUACCAUCUCCAACGACGGUGCUACCAUCAUGAAGCUUCUUGACAUCGUUCACCCUGCGGCCAAGAUCCUCGUUGACAUAGCCAAGUCUCAGGAUUCUGAGGUUGGUGAUGGAACCACCACAGUUGUCCUAUUUGCAGGAGAAUUUUUGAAGGAGGCCAAGCCUUUCAUAGAGGAUGGUGUCCAUCCUCAAAAUUUGAUUAGGAGUUAUCGAACUGCAUGCUAUUUGGCAAUCGACAAAGUAAAAGAACUGGCUGUCAGCAUAGAGGGUAAAAGCUUAGAAGAAAAGAAGAGUCUGCUUGCUAAAUGUGCUGCAACAACCCUCUCUUCAAAGCUCAUUGGUGGAGAGAAGGAGUUCUUUGCAUCAAUGGUGGUUGAUUCUGUUAUUGCAAUUGGAAAUGAUGAUCGGCUAAGUAUGAUUGGAAUCAAGAAGGUUCCUGGUGGUAACAUGCGGGACUCUUUUCUAGUCGAUGGGGUUGCCUUUAAAAAGACAUUUUCAUAUGCUGGAUUUGAGCAACAGCCAAAGAAGUUUCUUAACCCCAAAAUACUCCUGUUAAAUGUUGAAUUAGAGCUGAAAUCCGAGAAAGAAAAUGCUGAGAUAAGACUUUCGGAUCCAUCACAGUAUCAGUCCAUUGUUGAUGCAGAAUGGAAUAUUAUAUAUGACAAAUUAGAUAAAUGUGUUCAGAGUGGGGCAAAAGUUGUUCUUUCACGGCUGGCUAUUGGUGAUCUAGCGACACAGUAUUUUGCAGAUCGAGAUCUAUUCUGUGCAGGUCGUGUAACUGAAGAAGACCUGCAACGUGUAGCUGCUGCAACUGGUGGAACUGUACAGACAUCUGUCAACAACAUUAUUGAUGAGGUCCUUGGGACGUGUGAGCUUUUUGAGGAAAGGCAAGUUGGAAAUGAGAGGUUUAAUAUAUUUAGUGGCUGUCCAUCAGGCAGGACAGCUACUAUAGUUCUACGUGGUGGAGCUGAUCAGUUUAUUGAGGAAGCUGAGCGGAGUCUGCAUGAUGCAAUUAUGAUUGUUCGAAGAGCUCUGAAAAAUUCUACUGUAGUUGCUGGUGGUGGUGCUAUAGAUAUGGAGAUAAGUCGGUAUUUGAGGCAGCAUGCACGCACAAUAGCUGGAAAGUCUCAACUUUUUAUAAACUCCUAUGCAAAAGCUCUUGAGGUUAUCCCACGGCAACUCUGUGACAAUGCUGGAUUUGAUGCAACUGAUGUGCUUAACAAAUUAAGACAGAAGCAUGCACUUCCAUCUGGUGAAGGUGCACCAUAUGGUGUGGACAUCAACACAGGAGGAAUUGCUGAUUCAUUUGCUAAUUUUGUCUGGGAGCCAGCAGUUGUGAAGAUAAAUGCUAUCAAUGCUGCUACAGAGGCUGCAUGCCUUGUUUUAAGUGUUGAUGAGACCGUGAAAAACCCUAAGUCUGAGAGUGCACAGGGAGAAGCUGCUGCGAGUGCCAUGGGUGGUAGAGGACGUGGAGGGGCUGCUUUUCGCGGGCGUGGACGUGGAAUGCGAAGACGAUAAGCUCUUCAGAUUUUACUUGAAAGCAUUAACGGGUAAAGCAUCAGAAAAGGCAGGCUUCUGCAAUUUUCUCUGUAGUUUGGUUUGAGGUUUGCUGUCGAGAUGUAAUCUAGUGAUAUUUGUCUGAAUAUUGUUAUUCACUGAUCAAUUUGUAUUGACUGGCAACUUUGGGUGACAUUACUUAUAGUUAAAACUCUCGUUUUUUGUUGCUUCCUUGAGGAUUGUGGUUGUUUAUUUUAGUUGGUUAUCCAAAUCACCGGUGGUGGGAGCAACAUAUACUGGAGUUCAAAUCCACUUUCUGAAACUAUUUAGCUCUUGACGGCUUGUAUCUUGCUGUUGACUGGAAUUAUUAGUGGGAAUUCAACUGUGGAUGCAUUUUUGAUUA
This is a messenger RNA of Ziziphus jujuba (common jujube), 2286 nucleotides long. RefSeq names its product T-complex protein 1 subunit eta. The transcript is spliced from 14 exons. The record is from RefSeq and is a predicted model, not a curated record. NCBI's taxonomy places the organism in Eukaryota, Viridiplantae, Streptophyta, Magnoliopsida, Rosales, Rhamnaceae. Gene Ontology annotation, cellular component: chaperonin-containing T-complex. Gene Ontology annotation, biological process: protein folding. The coding region runs from base 213 to 1904 and encodes 563 amino acids. Gene Ontology annotation, molecular function: ATP-dependent protein folding chaperone; ATP binding; ATP hydrolysis activity.